CAUUGUCAAUUUUAUGUCAUGAAUAUUGUCAAAUAGCAUGGAAACAUGGUUUAUGUUGUUGUUGUGUGCUACUUUUGAUAAAAUUCUAUAGUUGACUUGCGAAUGCGAAUACACAAAUAAUAGAAGUACACGAUAAACUAUUACUUGAACUUAGUCAGCAUGGCUGAUAAAAAAAAGAAAAUAUUUGCUCCCAAGGAAGCAACAACUCCAAGAAGGCCAGUGAUUUUGAAAUCUGAUCGUGAUACUACAAAAGAUCCAAGCAAGGAGAAACCAGAGAAAGAAAAACAGCCAACUAUAAUACUAAAGACUAGAGAACAGAGCACACCAAAGGAGGAGCGACCCCAGAGUCCGAAAACUAUCAAGUCUUCAACAUCAGAAGGAGAUGGCCCAAACCCUUGUAAAAUAGCACAAAAUGAGAGUAAAGAAAAGAAAGGAGCUGACCAAAAACCUUCUCCCCCACUGAAGUACAUGACACAACCUGUAAAGCUGCUGGAUGAGAACUUGGAACUGAACACCAGUGCUUUAGAGUUCCUCCAUGACUCAAGCACUAAUUAUCUAGUUGUUGGGAUAAUGGGAACUCAAGGUGUUGGUAAAUCUAUGAUAUUAAACUUAAUUGCUACAAAUGUUCAUGAUCAGAACCUAUGCAACCUAAUACUAAAUUCUCAUGACAUACCAGCUGAUAGCACAUUUGACAGUAACGAUAUAGCUCCCCUGGAGAAACAAAUGGAUACACUAGAGUUUGCAGAUUCGCCUGAGAAGGCAACUGAACCAAAUGAAAAUAUUUUCAAGUUCAAAAUGCAAGACAUUGAGCAAAUUGAGAAAGGUGUUCAUUGUACUAAAGGUAUUGACAUGUAUAUCACAAAUGAUCGAGUAAUUCUCCUGGACUGCCAGUCCUUAUGGUCACCGUCGCUUAUCGAGGAGUCCAACACAACAAUCACAGCAAGAAGUGCUAACGUGGUGACAGUGGACUGUCUGCAAAUCGCUUCGUAUCUCAUGGCUAUAUGUCAUGUGCUAAUCGCCGUGCAAGACUGGUUCACUGACUAUAAUUUUCUCAGAUACAUUCAAGCUGCUGAGAUGCUAAAGCCUUCGCUGUCAGCCUCCAACUCCGUAUCAACCAGUCAAGAGGGGUCAGAGUCCACGGGCGGUGGUGAGAGUCACCCACACUUACUCCUACUACACAACCGCUGCCAACUCGAAGAUUUUACUCCUGAGAGUUUGAAAAUUAUACAAGAUCUAUAUAGAAAAGCAUUCCUCAAAUCCAACUUGCAACUCAACUCAGGAAUGUACAUGUACAGCGAUACGAACAAGAAUAGUUUGAACGUCGACAGCGUUUGCAAGGGGUACAGCGUAGAUACCUGUGGAACGCCCAUUAAUCUAUUUCUACUGCCGGAAAUCUACAGUGACUUUGAUAACCGUGAUAUAUACAGGGGCCAUCCAGCAUUCGAACAACUAGCGAAACGUCUUCGUUGGAUGAUACUCGGCGUCAACAGACAUCAAAUUACAAACGUACCUAACCUAUCUGAAAAAGGAUGGUUCCAUUUCUGCAGCAAGGCUUGGGAAACCAUAAGAAAGUGCACGUUCUUCAUGGAGUACGAAAGGUUCCUACCGUGAUCUCGCAUAGAAACGAAUUAGGAUUACUCUAUAUCAGCACAGAUAUCGCGCAGGUGUACGCCGCAGCUGUAUAGAUAAGAAAUUAAAAGCGAUUAGUCGUUAAGUAUAAUAUAUUUUAAUUCUAAACAGCUGACGGAAAAAAACUGAAUGUAUAAUUAUUAUUAUUGGCGAUUGGACCCAAUAAAUUGACCAUUAUGAAAA
Trichoplusia ni (cabbage looper) is the source of this 1812-nucleotide messenger RNA. Its product is annotated as protein SMG9-like. The coding region runs from base 160 to 1611 and encodes 483 amino acids. The transcript has 8 exons. NCBI's taxonomy places the organism in Eukaryota, Metazoa, Arthropoda, Insecta, Lepidoptera, Noctuidae. The record is from RefSeq and is a predicted model, not a curated record. Gene Ontology annotation, biological process: nuclear-transcribed mRNA catabolic process, nonsense-mediated decay.